AUAACUAAAGACAAAUGCUCGAAAUAUAUACAGCGUGCAUUGAAUUCACUCUUCAAACUAUAAACACAACUUUAAUUAUUUGAUAUUCAAAUUUGUGAUCAGCUUACCCUGUAUUUUACAGCUGUUACUAAGAAAAAGUGAUAUGGAUAAAUAUUAUACAUGUGAUUUCGUGUCAAAAUAUGUAAACAUGUACAGCGGCUGCAAUCACAAGAGAUCAGGAACAAUCUCGAAAAAUUCUAGCUUAGCUGUAUGUCUCUCAACUGAGUUAAUAGCGUUAUAAUAUUAGAAACUAAGUGAAAAACACCUAGUUAAAGACAAAUAAAAAAUAAAUUGAGCGGAGGUAAUGCACAUAUUUAUUAAAACAUGGCUGAUAACAAUGAUGAGAUUGAAUUUUGUUUAAACAUUGAACCACACGAAAUAACAGACGCUAUAAAAUCGAAAGCUGUUGUUAAAUUUUCUGCAGUGCAAGUGCCGGCAAACUUUAAUAGACUUCAAUGCAAUACUAAUUUAAAUCUGCCUCCAUCCAAUUGGUUAACCACGUCUGAUAGCAGUUAUGGUUUACACCAGGCAUUGUACCAGUCGCCAGGUUUUGCCAGUAGUUUUCGUAUGGCACACAUGUUUCCGGAUUGUGUUGGUGAAGUUGAUGUGGUUUCAGAUGCCGAAAAUAUAAAACGAUUACUAAAAUUGCCCUACACCUCAAAGGGUGCAAUUAGUAUGAUUGUGCACAAAGUAGGUAAUACCCUAUUGCUUGACGAGUUUGAUGUAAAUAAAUAUUUAUUGCGCAAAGCGGAUGAUGACUGGAAAUGGCUAAGAACUUUUAUAUUGGAACAAAUACUUGAUUACAGCGAUGACCACAAUUUUUGUCUUAAAGAUAAAUCACGUGAAGCUAUACAAACCAAAAAUUUACUCUCAAAAUUUUUAUAUCACAGUCUUAAGCACUCUGCUACUGAGUCACCACUGGAACACAAACAAAAUAUUCGACAAGAAUUGCCAAUAACAGGACCACUACUACCUGAACCAAACGUUGAAGAAAAUGUGCCAGAUCCACAAUCCAGUCACGUAUUCAAUCGUAACGUAGUUUGGACUUUUGAAGAUAUACGUAUGUUAAUAGGCACAGAUAUGCCCAUUUUUGGUGGACCAAAUCGUCCUGCCAUAAGUUUGCGAUUACGUGACCAAACUAAACCUAUAAAUGUACUUACCGGCAUUGAUUAUUGGUUAGAUAAUUUGAUGUGUAAUGUGCCGGAGGUGGUUAUGUGCUAUCAUUUAGAUGGGAUUGUACAGCGUUACGAAAUAAUAAAAACUGAAGAUUUGCCGUAUUUAGAAAACUCAAAAUUCUCACCGAAAGUCGUGCGUAAUGUAGCACAAAACAUUUUAGCGUUCCUUAAUGCGAACGUUACGAAAGCGGGUCACACAUAUUGGCUCUUUAAAGGACGUAAUGAUGACGUUGUUAAAUUGUAUGAUCUGACUACACUGUGCAAAGAUCAAGCAACUGAAGAGAAUUGUGAUGAAAAACAGGGAAAUCCAUUUACCGUGCCUGUGGCUAUGCUGUUGUACACUGUUGCUAGAAAUAUGAAAAAUACUGUGGAACGUAUGUCCCCGCAAAAAGCGGGUAGUAUAUGUGCAUUGCUGGAUAAUUGUAUAAAGCUGCUGCCAAAAGAGAAGUAUCCACAAAUUGUGACUUCCUCUUAUUACAUUUUGUCUGACUUGCAUGUGCCUGCUGGUAUUGAUCCGAAGUCGCCAAAUUUUGACGUGUCUGACAUAGAUUCUGAUACACAGUCUGUAUGUGAUGAAGACGAUUUUUCUUUUAGUGAUGAUUACUUUAACAGUUUUGGCAAAGAAUUGAGUGAUAAUUCACAUCAUUUCGCUGUAAAGCAUAUCUGCGAUACACUAAGAGAUUAUAAUAGCGAACAUAACUCCAAACCUGCUAAAGAGGUGCAAAAAAAGCCGUCUCCUUUGCAAGGCAGCACUGAGGAGCGUUGUCUCAAAUCAUUGUCGCAUAUCAGUGCUGGACUAUCUUGUUUACAAUUUUUUAACUCAAAUCAAGAAAAAUUUAUCAAGGAAAGCGAAGCUACUGCUAAGGAAGAGGAGAGACAACGGAUCUUACAUGAAGAGCAGAAUCCCAACAUUGCAAAACCUUUUAAACCGAUACCAUUGCCUUAUGAAUCGUUAACUAGCUCCUCCAAAAAUGACAAUGUGGAAAACAAGAUUGAUGCUGCUCAUGUGGAAGAGCAAAGUAAAUGUGAGAGAGAAGGUAAAAACAAAAAGGGCAGUAAAACGAAACGGAAUAAAGCUAAAGAAGCAACUGAACAGAUUAAAGGUGAAAUCCAGUUACAGCCUCAAGAAAUAGCAAUAAAUUUCAAUUCGCAAUUAUUUGGUUCCUGGAACGUGCAUUUGAAAUUGUUACUGUUAGAGAAAGCUUGUCUUACCUACGCUACGUUGGCUGAGCAUUACUAUGUCAUGCACAAAUAUGGUGCCUGUCUAAAAGCGAUUUAUGUGGCAUGCCGCUGUCAACAGGUGCUUAUAAAAUAUGUGUCCAAAAUUGUUUCUCAAAAAAGUUGCUUGUUGGGACGUGCAGGGGAUUGCUUCUUUCAAAUGAGUAAAAGUUGGGACACCAUCGAUGAUAAUUUGGAACAGUUUUUUAAAGAAAGUGAUGAAAACAUAAUUAAUGAACUAGAUAAGGAGUUAAGUGAUGAUGAACCAGACGAUCUAAUAAUUCCGCAAAAGAAUAUUGAACACUUAAUGGUUUCUAGCUGUCGUUGCUAUGAAAACGCCUUAUCAUAUAUAAUCGACAAUGGGACCGAUGGGGAAAUCUCAAAGAAGGAAUUGUUGCGCCGUUUGGGAAACGUACGUAAUGAGUUGGGCUUGAAGUACAUGUUUUGGGCACAAGAAGAGUUUUCAAAAUUUACACAAAAUGAACUUAAUGGGGACAAAAAAAUAGUUGAGGACAAAAUUGAAAAUAAUUUGGAAAAUGUGACAGAAAUUCUUGACGAAAAAGACAUCAAUAAAGAAAAUCCUGUGUAUAUAAAUCUUUCCAUGAAAUCUUAUGAUUGCUUAUUGCAAGGCAUACUCACUUUCAUUCAGGUUGGUGAUAACGUAAAUCUGGCAUUUUUAUACUGUAAUAUGGGCAGAUUUAUGCGCUUUCGUGCUCACCUAUACCAAGUUGACGAGAACAGUGAGAUUGUUAAAAUACAAAAAGCAUUUUAUAACGAGGCAUUUUCCUACUAUGAGAAAGCGAAAGACAUUUUGGGAACACGAAAGUUAAAUGCUGAGCUAUGGGACUUAGUGCAUUGGGAGUUAUCAACAGCUACUUUCACUCUAGCGAAACAACUACAGGACUUUAGCACUACAGACCCAACUACACAAUUAGAUUUGGAAAAGGAAGUAUUGGAGUUGUUGCAGAAGUCACUUAAGCUUUGUGAUGUAGAGCAUGCUGGCUCUCGUCAAAUACUUUACACCUACCGUUCUGGGUUAAUACAUAAAAGAAUAGCGUCAUUUCAUUAUAGUCAGUUACGCAACAAUUGCACUGAUGCAGCCUUACUACCGAAAACUACUCUCCAACUCUGCAAGUAUCAUUAUGAAAGAGCGGCCAACAUUUUGGACAGUUUAAAGGAAGCCAGUGACUUUUUGACUGUACAAUUGGAACGAGUGUCUCUGUACGAAUUUUUGGCAGAAUGUACGUUGGAAAUACAACUAUUUAAUAUGAAAAUUGAUCCAAUUGAUGGCCCAAUUGAUGAUCCUGACGCAACUACAACUGUACUUCCGGUAACAACAACUGCACCACCCGUUACAACAACUGCACCACCUGUAACAACAACUGCACCACCCGUUACAACAACUGCACCACCUGUAACAACAACUGUGCCUCCAGUAACAACAACUGCACCUCCGGUCACAACAACUGCACGUCCAGUCACAACAACUGCACGUCCUGUAACAACAACUGCACAACCCGUUACAACAACUGUACCUCCAGUAACAACAACUGCACCUCCAGUAACAACAACUGUACCACCAGUAACAACAACUGCACCUCCAGAAACAACAACUGCACCUCCAGAAACAACAACUGCACUUCCAGAAACAACAACUGCAUCUCCAGAAACAACAACUGCACCUCCAGAAACAACAACUGCACCUCCAGAAACAACAACUGCACCUCCAGAAACAACAACUGCACCUCCAGAAACAACAACUGCACCUCCAGAAACAACAACUGCACCUCCAGUAACAACAACUGCACCUCCAGAAACAACAACUGUACCUCCAGAAACAACCACAGUACCUCCUGCAACCACAACAACUGUGCCACCUGUAACACUCCCAACACCUAACGAAGUAUGUUUCGGAUACACAGCCGCUGGACGUUAUCCAUACCCCGGAGACACCGGAUGUACAAAUUACGUUUACUGCUUCUGGAAAGGAGGUUACUUACAAGGUACGGCGAUGACAUGUCCCGCAGGAUUGUACUUCAGUGCAGAAGCCAACAAUUGCAUUAACGUUAAACCAGCCACAUGUGUGUAA
Molecule: messenger RNA, 4521 nt
Organism: Teleopsis dalmanni
Lineage: Eukaryota; Metazoa; Arthropoda; Insecta; Diptera; Diopsidae
Product: erythroid differentiation-related factor 1-like
Exons: 10
Coding region: 364-4521 (1385 amino acids)
Biological process (GO): positive regulation of DNA-templated transcription
Cellular component (GO): extracellular region
Molecular function (GO): chitin binding
Source: RefSeq, a predicted model, not a curated record